AAAAAAAAAAACCCGUCAGGCAGUCCAGCAAGUCGGAAGAGAAGGACACAAAAACGGGGUUGUAGUUUCACGGCCGCGGAGGACUUCCCCCCCGACACACAUUUCAAAAAAAUAUCUCGUAAAUCCGGGGAAGGGUUUAAGGUUACACAUGUCGGGAUUUGGGCAGGGAAUGUAACUAACACACGGCGGAUCACGCGGCUAACUUUUUUUUUUAUAUAGAGGCGUAGCGAGGCUUUGAACUACUCAGCGACGGUCGAAAAGACACCAUUUUUUUGGGAGUAUUUUUACUUCUAGGAAGAGUGAGAGUUUUUCGCAUGGAGCCACUACUUGUUGGCGCUGUAGCCAAGUGUGGUCCAGGAACGUCAGCUAAUGCUAGGUAGGCUAGCUCGGUGUUAGCUGCUAGGACUUAGGUUAGCCGCCCGCAGCCCAACAACUUCGCUAAAACAUCCAGCUGGAAAGUAAAAUAUUCUUGUUGUUUUUCGGGCGAGUGACCAAGGGUUGUGUCGAGUUGGGCUUAUGUGCUAUGUGUGUGGAAGAUUACUCCGGAAAAACGCCGACACAGCCCCUGCAAAGCGCCUAACCCCCACCGCCGACGCACAAUGCCGGAUCACGCCGAGUGAGUCGCAGUUUUGACGGAGCGUCAACGCGCAGGUUGCUCCACUUUUUUUUUUCUUUUUUUUUUUUUUUUGUGCGGAUGCGAACGCACCGAGGAGUUAUUCCAUCCAUCCAUUUUCUACCGCUUAUUCCCUUUGGGGUCGCUGGUGCCUAUCUCAGCUACAAUCGGGCGGAAGGCGGCGUACACCCUGGACAAGUCGCCACCUCAUCGCAGCCGAGGAGUUAUUUUUUUUUUUAAUCUGAAGAAGGAAAGUGAUACGGACAGAUCGUCUUCAAAUCAGACAUAUAUAUAUUUACAUAUAUAUAUAUAUAUAUAUAUUUUUUUUUGGGGGGGUCGACUCCUUCCAUCAAAAUGUCAGCCAUCACUGCAGCCGAGAAAGUGGACGGAUUCACUAAAAAGUCCGUGAGGAAGGCCCAGAAGCAGAGAAGGUCCCCCGGCUCGUCUCAGUACAGGACUCAGAUCGUUCCGGUGGAGCUUUCCUCUCUGCCCCAGCUAAAAGAUGCACCCUCCACCGAGCAACAGGAACUUUUCAAUCAGAAGCUCCGGCAGUGCUGCAUGCUCUUUGACUUCAUUGACUCGGUGACGGAGAUGAAGAGCAAGGAGAUCAAGAGGGCCACACUGAAUGAGCUGGUGGACUAUGUGUCCACCAACAGAGGUGUCCUGGUGGAGUCUGCGUACCCUGAGAUCACCAACAUGAUCACCACUAACAUUUUCCGUACACUUGCACCGAGUGACAACCCAGAUUUUGACCCAGAGGAGGAUGAACCCACUCUAGAAGCUUCAUGGCCUCAUAUCCAACUUGUCUACGAGUUCCUUCUGCGCUUUCUUGAGAAUCCAGACUUCCAGCCCAGCAUUGCAAAGCGCUACAUUGAUCAGAAGUUUGUACUUCAGCUCCUGGAGCUGUUUGACAGCGAGGAUCCAAGGGAGAGGGACUUCCUGAAGACCAUCUUGCACCGGAUUUAUGGGAAGUUCCUGGGGCUUCGGGCCUUCAUCCGGAAGCAGAUUAACAACAUCUUCUUGCGGUUCAUCUAUGAGACUGAACAUUUCAAUGGCGUCGCUGAACUCUUAGAAAUCCUGGGAAGCAUCAUCAAUGGCUUUGCGCUACCUUUGAAGGCGGAGCAUAAACAGUUUCUAAUGAAGGUGCUCAUCCCGUUACACACGGCAAAAGGACUGGCCCUCUUUCACGCGCAGCUGGCCUACUGUGUUGUCCAGUUCUUGGAAAAGGAUCCCACGCUCACUGAACCGGUGAUCCGAGGCCUGCUGAAGUUUUGGCCCAAGACGUGCAGCCAGAAAGAGGUGAUGUUCCUGGGUGAGAUUGAGGAGAUUCUGGAUGUCAUUGAGCCUACACAGUUUAAGAAAAUCCAGGAGCCUUUGUUCAAGCAGAUCUCCAAAUGUGUGGCCAAUCCCCACUUUCAGGUAGCGGAGCGAGCACUGUACUUCUGGAAUAACGAGUAUAUCCUCAGCCUCAUCGAGGAGAACAUCGACAAGAUCCUCCCCGUCAUGUUUGGAAGCCUGUACCGGAUCUCCAAAGAGCACUGGAAUCCGUAUGUACUUAAGAUUAUGUGUGGGAAUGUUAGAGCUGGGCGAUACGGCCUUUUAUUAAUAUCUCAAUAUCUUUUAGGCCAGGGGUGCCCAUUACGUCGAUCUCGGAGGGUGUGUCAGUCGAUCUCAAGCCAGGCAUUAAAAAAUAGACAUAAAAAUGAGCAAUCAUCAAUCAUACCAAGACUUCACUUUCGUCAGUUGUUUGACAUUCUCGGCACCCGAGGAUCUUGUGAGAUGACGCUGGCUGCUGCAAGCUCAUAUUUAAGAAAAAAAUCACUAACAGGGCGGACGCAGAGAAACACAUUUUAUUUCUAGAGACUCCGUACCUACUGUCAAAACUCUAAAGACCGACUGCACAGUUCCUGUCUUCACCAUAAAAGACCUGUUUCAUCCUGCCUGUGCUAACAAAAUAAGAGUCUCAGAAAGCUAGCGUGCACAAGCUAGCAAGCUACGGAGUUUGAUGCCAAUGUAUUUCUCACUUGCUUGCCCACCCACACAGUCACUGACGUCACUCACCUGCUGCCAGACAUUAAAGGGCCACACACAUAUGCUACUCUCAUAACAAAGUGUUUAAAAAGGAGUAUGCAAGUUGGACAAAUGAGAUGCCAAAUCCAACCACUUUCAUGUGGUAUUGGACAGAAAGGAGGACUUUUUUUUCCCCUCCAUUUGAAAAUGCGGACGUUAUCAGCACCACUGUCUAAUUCCAAUCAAUGCAAGUCAUCAGAAUCAAAUACACCAACUUA
Molecule: messenger RNA, 2901 nt
Organism: Nerophis ophidion (straightnose pipefish)
Lineage: Eukaryota; Metazoa; Chordata; Actinopteri; Syngnathiformes; Syngnathidae
Product: serine/threonine-protein phosphatase 2A 56 kDa regulatory subunit alpha isoform-like
Exons: 11
Coding region: 968-2473 (501 amino acids)
Biological process (GO): protein dephosphorylation; signal transduction
Cellular component (GO): cytosol; protein phosphatase type 2A complex; nucleus
Molecular function (GO): protein phosphatase activator activity
Source: RefSeq, a predicted model, not a curated record